GUUUUCCGUUGUAAAACAUUUUUGCUACAGCGUUCCUUACUGAAAACUACUCUACCCAGACAACAAUGUUGCAGACAUCAGCACUGCAAUCUGUUAAAGACACUUGUGUAACAACCCGUUCCCAUUAUUUUUUUGUUAUGAAACGAAGAAAAUGCAGUAUUAUGUGACGUCACGUGCCCAGUGACUGAGUGGACUCUCCUCUUUGUCCUGUUGCUGACCACUAUCUUUUCAAUGACAUCCUACUGACUGAACGGUCAUUUGUUUUGUAAACUCUAUAGGCAACAAUACUUCCCACCAUGCAGUUGGAGGCCCAGCUGCGUCUUUGUCAGAGCUGUCUAUGGUGCUGCAAGAGCGGACUGCGCCUGCUCUUUCAGAGCUCUGUGCACAGAGCGGCAUUUAACCACUACGACCUUCUUGGUGUGAAACCUGAUGCCACACUGGAGCAAAUCAAGAAUGCAUUUUUCGAUAAAUCAAAAAAGAUGCACCCAGACAGUGACCCGUCUAACCCGGGGCUGCAUGGCCAGUUUGUGGAGCUGAACGAGGCCUACAGGGUGCUGAGUAAGGAGGUGUCUAGGAGAGAGUACGACCUGCGGCUACGGCACCCUUACACUGGGGGACAGGCCUUCAGACCCACCUCCACAUACAACCCCAGGGCGGAAGCUCAGGAGAGUAUGCGCUACUGGGAUCAGUUCAAACACUCUCAGCCUCAGGAGACCACAGCUGAGGAGUGGGAGAGGAAGAGGAAGAGGAACUUUAGAAUAGUUAGCUACUGUAUGCUCAUCAUGGGCCUGAGCAUCAGCACUCACGUUCUCUUCUUCAGAAAGUUGGAGUCAAUCCAUAACAACUUCAUGGACGAGAAGGACAGGGUCAUCACACAGAUCUACAAAGAGUCCAAAGAAAGGGCAAGAGUGAACGGGUUUAAGAAGCAGACACAGAUUCUCAGACAGAAACAUGCAGACUUCCUGGAGAAAUACAAAAUCACUCGCAACAAUGGAGAGGACAAGUAGGAGUUUCGUAGAAUAAGAGUACACCUUAAAACAAGGUAGAUUGAGUUGGCGGAAGGCCAAUGAAGAGGAAUGGAGUCAGUCAGGAUGGGGAGUGAACGGUUGAAUGUGUUAGGAGUAGUUAGCUUUCAAAGAAAAUAACAUUGGGGCAAACGUUUAUGAUGUGCACAGCUGACGUUUAUGAUGUGCACAGCUAACGUUUAUGAUGUGCACAGCUGACGUUUAUGAUGUGCACGGCUGACGUUUAUGAUGUGCACGGCUGACGUUUAUGAUGUGCACAGCUGACGUUUAUGAUGUGCACAGCUGACGUUUAUGAUGUGCACAGCUGACGUUUAUGAUGUGCACAGCUGACGUUUAUGAUGUGCACAGCUGACGUUUAUGAUGUGCACAGCUAACAAUUAUGAUUUGCACAGCUGACGUUUAUGAUGUGCACAGCUGACGUUUAUGAUGUGCACAGCUGACGUUUAUGAUGUGCACAGCUGACGUUUAUGAUUUGCACAGCUAACAAUUAUGAUUUGCACAGCUGACAAUUAUGAUGUGCACAGCUGACGUUUAUGAUGUGCACAGCUGACGUUUAUGAUUUGCACAGCUAACAAUUAUGAUUUGCACAGCUGACGUUUAUGAUGUGCACAGCUGACGUUUAUGAUGUGCACAGCUGACGUUUAUGAUGUGCACAGCUAACGUUUAUGAUGUGCACAGCUAACGUUUAUGAUGUGCACAGCUAACGUUUAUGAUGUGCACAGCUAACGUUUAUGAUGUGCACAGCUGACGUUUGCUUGGACCUCGGAUACUAAACUGAGGAGUAAAAUAAAAAAAAGACGUGUAUUAGCUGGGAUAUUGUAACAACAUAGUAUGUAAUGCCUGGGUGAAACUGGAACAGCAUAUGGGGUACAUGUCUUUGUCACAGUAGAAAGUCGACCCCAGCCGUUCUAGGUUUCUUCAGAAGGAGAAUGUUUGUGGAGGUUUAGUCCGGUAUCACAAGACUAACGGCAGUAGGACCUGGUCGUUAGCAGCACUUCUCUUCCUCUGUUGGAUGGAACCAAGACUCCUGUUAGCCAGUUGCUAAUUGGUUCGCAGUGACAUGCCGUUUUCCCCCACGCCCGUUCAGAGGCAGUCUGAUGGGGGUUCAUAUGACAGUGUGAAUUUGCCCACUGGAGGUGCAGUACAGUGUUGCGUACUGAAGACAAAUCAAAGGUAAAGUCCCUUAAUGAUGGAUAAGGGGUGCUGUGCACAGCUGCCCUUGAACCAAUGGGAUUCAGUCAUUGUGCCUCUCUGUGAGUCAAUGAUAUCAUGGAACUCUUGACAUCGCUACUGGGCCCAUGGUGGACCCAAAUACAGUCAUAAAGAGUUUUUCCUGACAAUGAUACCUAUAGGCAAUAUUUUGGGCCUAGAGCAUUUCCUGGUCAUAUGAUGAGGGAAAACUGUUCCCAGAUACAGUGCAUUUGGAAAGUAUUCAGACCCCUUGACUUUUUCCACAUUUUUUUACAUUACAGCCUUAUUCUAAAAUUGAUUAAAUAGUUUCCCCCCCCUCAUUAAUCUACACACAAUACCCCAUAAUGACAAAGUAAAAACCGGUUUUUAGAAAUGUUUGCAAAUUUUAUAAAAAACUAAAAACUGAAAUAUCACAUUUACAUAAGUAUUCAGACCCUUACCCAGUACUUUGUUAAAGCACCUUUGGCAUUCUUUUCUGCAGGUUUUCUCAAGCUCUGUCAGGUUGGAUGGGAAGUGUUGCUGCACAGCUAUUUUCAGGUCUCUCCAGAGAUGUUUGAUCGAGUUCAUGUCCGGGCUCUGGCUGGGCCACACUAGGACAUUCAGAGACUUGUCCCGAAGCCACUCCUGCGUUGUCUUGGCUGUGUGCUUAGGGUCGUUGUCCUGUUGGAAGGUGGACCUUCACCCCAGUCUGAGGUCCUGAGCGCUCUGGAGCAGGUUUUCAUCAAGGAUCUCUCUGUACUUUGCUCCCUUCAUCUUUCCCUCGAUCCCGACAAGUCUCCCAGUCCCUGCCGCUUUAAAACAUCCCACAGCAUGAUGCUGCCACCACCAUGCUUCACCGUAGGGAUGGUGCCAGGAUUCCUCCAGACGCGACACUUAGCAUUCAGGCCAAAGAGUUCAAUGUUGGUUUCAUCAUACCAGAGAAUCUUGUUUCUCAUGGUCUGAGAGACCUUUAAGUACCUUUUGGUCACUCUCCCAUAAAGGCCUGAGUGGUGGAGUGCUGCAGAGAUAGUUGUCCUUCUGGAAGUUUCUCCCAUCUCUACAGAGGAACUCUGGAGCUCUGUCAGAGUGACCAUCGUGUUGUUGGUCACCUCCCUGACCAAGUCCCUUCUCCCCUGAUUGCUCGGUUUGGCCGGGUGGCCAGGUCUAGGAAGCGUCUUGGUGGUUCCAAACUUCUUCCAUUUUAGAAUGAUGGAGCCCACUGUCUUCUCUGGGACCUUCAAUGCUGCAGAAAUGUUUUGGUACCCUUUCCCAGAUCUGUGCCUCGACACAAUUCUGUCUCUGAGCUCUACGGACUAUUCCUUCGACCUCAUGGCUUUGUUUUUGCUCUGACAUGCACUGUCAACUGUGGGACCUUAUAUAGACAGGUGUGUGUGCCUUUUGAAAUCAUGUCUAAUCAAUUGAAUUUACCACAGGUGGAAUCCAUGUUGUCAAAACAUCUCAAGGAUGAUCAAUGGAAACAGGAUGCACCUAAGUUCAAUUUCGAGUCACAUAGCAAAGGGUCUGAAUACUUAUGUAAAUAAGGUAUUUCUUUUUUAAAUUUAUACAUUUGCAAACAUUUCUAAAAACCUGUUUUCGCUUUGUCAUUAUGGCGUGUUAUUUGUAGAUUGAGAUUUUUUUUAUUGAAUCCAUUUUAGAAUAAGGCUGUAACGUAACAAAAUGUGGAAAAGGGGAAGGAGUCUGAAUAGUUUCUGAAUGCACUGUAUAAUGUAUAUUUUUUUAUUGAAAGGACAUGGAAUCAAGAAAAACUUGAAAAUUAAGUCAUAUUAUGACUUUCUAGAAGUGUAUUUAAUUGGACCCUUGUCUGAUGUUGACAAAUUUAUUUUAGGAAUGUUAAUUAUACUAUGGAAAUAUUUGGUUUUAUUGCCCGUGUGGGCAGCUUCAAUCUCUGAGAUGAGUAAAUUGUAUUUCAUUUAUUGCUAUGUUGACUGCUGACUGACACUAACCAUAAUGCCUUGUUUCAGUGUCUUAUUAGUCACAGAUUGUGUUUCAGAGUGAUUUUUUUAUGACCGCAUUUAACUCUUCCCGGUGUCAUUAUAGAUUCAUUCAAUGAUAAAUAAACACUGUUCCUCUGGUCUCAA
This is a messenger RNA of Salvelinus fontinalis (brook trout), 4294 nucleotides long. RefSeq names its product DnaJ (Hsp40) homolog, subfamily C, member 4 (gene dnajc4). The coding region runs from base 297 to 1007 and encodes 236 amino acids. NCBI's taxonomy places the organism in Eukaryota, Metazoa, Chordata, Actinopteri, Salmoniformes, Salmonidae. The record is from RefSeq and is a predicted model, not a curated record. The transcript has 8 exons.